CGAAAUUAUUCGGAAAAAAUUUCGACCAGUGCAUUCGGCUAUGAUCCAUUGAUUUUUCUUUCUCUAAAAUCUCUUAUUUUUGGGUCUUAAAAUUAUUCAAAGCUUGUUUAGAACUGUGUAACAAAGUGUAGUGUAAUCAUGAAAAGUAAUAUUGCGGUGAGAUAUUAAGUGUGAAUUUGAUUUUCUCAGGCUAAUAUUUAAACGAAAAAAAAGCGUCAGUGCUUCUCUCUCGUACAUUUCAUCAACGUAUAACGCCAUUGCAUUCAUACACUAGUGUUGUUCCGUCAGAUGGAUCCGGGAUAAACUCGAUUCUGACAAAGGAAUUUCCUGCAAACUUUUUAGCCUUUUGUUGGCUCUUGUUGCUCAUUAAAAGUUAAGACUUAUCGUGUUUUAGGAAAUGUAAGGUUCUGAUAUUGUGCUAAAAUCAUGGAGUGUGAUGUGACACCCGGAAAAUCCACUGAGAUUGCUCAGGAGGAGGCAGGAGAAGAUGGGAUCGUUAAGUUCACUAUUAUGGAAGUAACAGAGAAGGAGGACACAAUACUGCCCGAAAAUGGUGAUGGAACGCAGUCAGAUGAGCAGAGAGGCUUUGCUUGCGACCCUUUAGCUAUAGAGCCGUGUGCCCUAGAACCCUGUACAUCUGAAAUCAAUUUAAGGCGUACGACAACACAAAGAAUUGUACAAGGUUCUAAGGUACCUCCUGUGCCUGCGCCUAAAGUUAUUAAGCACCAUCAUAGUCUACGUCGUUCUGUGUCCAGGAUUAUGAUGAAACCCAUGGCGACAAAAAAUCAACCGGAAGUCUCUCCCACAUCUCAGGCGUCGACAAUGCGAGAAAUAUUAGCAUCAAUUCCUGGCUUUAGCGUAAAACCACGAAGGCGAAACAAAAAGAUGUCGACGGCAGCUCAACUGGAGCAGACACGAGAAGGAUGUAUUGAUCUGGAGACACCUGAUUCCAUUCUCGUUGGAACAAAUUUGCGUGCAUUGCUCAAUAAGCACACAUUUAGUAUCCUUCCUCCGUUAUAUCAGCGAAAACUCGUACAGCUGCUGCCACGGGUCGAUCGGGCUGAUCUUGAUGGAGAAUCCAGUGCAUCUACUGGCGGCAUACGACUUAAUAGUUCAAGUUUGAAUAAUGAAUUCUUUGCACGGGCAUGUCUGGAGUGGCGUGAACGACUAGCCGAAGGAGAAUUUACUCCGGAAAACCAACUGAGAAUGAAGUCUGAAGCUGAAAGGGAAAAGAUGCGCCUCGAUCCGUGGAAAUUGAAACACUUUGAGCCCAUAUGGGGUGAAAAAGGGGCAAAGAAAGAACUUAUACUACCACAGAGGCCAUCUCUUAAAACCACAAUUAAGCUCAAACCUACAGCUACUAUUUCUACUAGCACAACACAUGUUCCGCAACAGGAAAAAGUUGUUGAACCACCACCGACGCCUGCGAGGCGUAUGAGAACUGUAGGGGCUGUCACGCGGAGCACAACAGGAAGUUUAGCAAGUCAACAGCAACAGAAUAGCCCUAGUAAGAUAUGCAGUCCAUUACCGGAUCUUCUGCCUAUCCGGACAAAGGCUACACGUCCUUCGCAAAUGAUUCCGCAUGUGCUAGAACAGUCGCAACCACCGAAAGAAUCUGCAGGUACUGUGAUAUUGAAGACGGAAAUCAUUGAAACGUCAAAGAAAAAUGCAUCAGAGGGAACGUCGGGUAUAUCACUGAAGAGAUCAUCGCCAAUUGCUUCAUUAGAGGAAACGUUUCCUAGCAAACAGAUCAAGUCUGAAGAUACGACAGAUUUUAUUGAUGAACAGCCGUUUGUGUCCAUGGAGAUGGAGGCAACAUCUGAAGUCCCAUCAAAGAUAAAUGUGAAAAAAGAGACCGAUGAAGCGGCUGAUGAAUUGCCCAUGGAGUCAGAUGUUGCAGGAUAUACAGAACUUUCUGUUGUAGAGCUGAAAGAAAAGAUAUCACCCAAAUCGUUGACACUAAAGGAACAUGAUUAUGUUGAGAAGGCAAAUCAACCUAUGAUUGUAGAGGAAAAUGCAGAUGAUGAAGAGGAGAAUGUAUGUGCUGAUGGAGAUGAUGAGAUUAUUGAGGAUUUUGUGGAGGAGAGUGAAGUUGUUGAGCAACAAUGCAGUGUUGGAGCUAUUGAUGAUGCAUCCACAAUGAGUUGUGAGCAAAAACUCAACGAACCUAUAGAGGAAGAUGAGUUGCUGGAUGAGGAAACUGUAACGACGGAAUACAGUUUACAGUCGCAUCAGCAAAAUUUUGAGGGUGUCCUUCAAAUUCAACCUGACACGCUGAUUUUCCAGAGUUCAACAUUGCCGUGCAUUGCAGAUGAAGAAAGUCAUUCUAGUGCUUCCGCACUUGCGGACUGCAGUGGAGAUAACAGUGUUGAUCCUGCAGCUGUAGAAGAACUUGAACCUACAAUACAGAAUAUCCCAAUCGAUGUUGUGGAUCAUGAAAAUAUCGAGCAAACUUUUACCGACGCAGAAAAUUAUGUCUUGGAAUCAGGAGAAAUAGUAGCAGAUGAUGAAGGUUCUGGGACACUUUCAAUGGGUCCUAAACUAUGUGGCGGAGAAGAUAUUCAAGCUGAUCUUUUUGCAGCAGCUGUAGCAAGGGCACUCGACAGUGUACCAGUUAAUGCUCCAGUGGCAAUGACUAUUGUGAGCCCAUCGGAAAGUACAGAAGUGAUUCCAAUGCAGGAGACACUGGAGUUGAGGCUCGAGGAGAGCACAUAUCAGCUACCUACACCUUGGUCUCCAACUGAUGGUACUAGUGGUGCAUCAACCGGAGAAAGUAGUAGCGGAAAAAUGGAUGUAAAUACUCCUGAUACUUUUAUUGUUUCAUCUGGCGGAGAGUCAUCAAGUGAUACGGCAGGAUGUGCGACAAUCCUCUCCAAAAGUGAAUCGAUUAUACCCUUUUCGACAACGUCACAGGUAAAGUUGGAGCUUGAAGUAACACUGACACCAGAAGCCGAAGUGAGUAGUACUGUAGUGAGUCAGGCAGAUAGCGACGGAAGCAAUGAAAAUGUGUCAAUAGCUAAAGCUAUUAGCCGGCAAACACCAACCGUUUUCCCACCUACCACAAUUGUCUGCCUCCCAACAGCAAUGACGUCUGUGUCACAGAAUUCUAAUGCCACACAUUCAACCACUAAACAUCCUUUGACAAUCAUGACACAGUCACAGCCCACUGGCACGGUAGCACAGGCAAAAGUCCUACAACAUGUGAAUACAAGUGUGAAUGAAAAAUUCCCUACAACAAUGAUUCUUACAACAUCAACUGGGCAGAAGGAGCAGCCAAUUGUAAUGGCUGCAGUUAAGCAAGAGGUGCAGCAUGUGAAUCAGGAGAUACAUUUGCAGAAACCAAGAGCUGCUGUGGUUGCUAGCUCGAGUUCUGUACCAUUUCUUUCUCUUACUGCUGCCCAGCCACUUAGAUCGGUUGCUAAUGUUGUGAAUCAGGUAGCGGGACGUGCAAAAAUGACGACUGUUGGUGCGGGAAAUAAAAGCACAGGUGGACGGAGAUCACAAAGCAACAAACCUCCACCAGGUGCGGUGAACCUCGAGAGGAGCUAUCAAAUUUGCCAGGCUGUCAUUCAGAAUAGUCCCAAUAGGCACCAAUUGAAGCACCAACUGCGGCCACCGCCAUCAAUGUUAGCUGCAACCUCAGGAAAUUCUGGUAGUGAUAAUUCAAAUUCAUCCGAAUCUGGAAGUAGUAAUUGUUCAAAGAAGGAAGAGCAGACUCAGCAUGGUGUUGUAACAUCAACAAAUAGAACAAUUUACAAGAUUCAGAGUAAUACUCUUCGUGCUGGUCUGCAAAAGAAAACAUUUGCUCAGAGACAGACAUCACCUCUACUUGUCCGGCAAGUUUACACUGCAUCAAAUGCCAAUCAGGGAAAUGUUGGAAAUUUUAUAUCAGUUAUUCCUUCAUCGGGCAAUCUUCAACACCAAUCGCCGUCGACACAGCAGCAAAUUCUUCAUGCCGAUGGGCAGUAUGUUCUAGUUCAGCGAGCUGGGAUUGACAACACAUCCAUGCCGAGAGCAUCAAGUGCACCACCAGCUCAGAAUCAGCAAAUUCAUGGUGUCAAUGGAAUUCCAAUCAGUAACCGAGGGCGUCCAGCGUCUGUCGAAGUUGAUUCACUUGGGGAGAAGCAGAUGAUUGUUGUUGGUCCGAAUCCAGGUGUCCAGGCGGUGACGCGUCGUGGACCGAAUCAAGUUUAUGGUGAUAUAAGCAUGGAUCCGUCGCUGCAGAAUUUUGGUUUAGCCGGCGAAGGAACACCACCAAAUUGUGCGUGCUCCCUCAAUGCGAUGGUCAUUUGUCAGCAAUGUGGUAAUUUUUCUCAUGCUUCCUGCGUGGGAACGUCCAAAUUGUGUGUUGCUUGCGAUAUUAGAUGAGAUGGAUGGCAUCCAUUGCCAAAAUCACAUUAUACACAUACCCUAUGGAUUUAUUAUGGAUAAUUCUGUGAAUUGCUCAUAAUUUCUGAUGUUGUUUUUGCUAGUAUACACUGUAUUCUUUUCUUUCAACACCACUAUCAUUAAAAGGGACCGGGGCUAUAUAUGCGAUAUUAUUACAAAAAAAAUAAAGAAUUACAGCAGAAAA
Molecule: messenger RNA, 4573 nt
Organism: Lutzomyia longipalpis
Lineage: Eukaryota; Metazoa; Arthropoda; Insecta; Diptera; Psychodidae
Gene: Asx
Product: putative Polycomb group protein ASXL2
Exons: 10
Coding region: 427-4368 (1313 amino acids)
Biological process (GO): animal organ morphogenesis; positive regulation of transcription by RNA polymerase II
Cellular component (GO): PR-DUB complex
Molecular function (GO): chromatin binding; DNA binding
Source: RefSeq, a predicted model, not a curated record